AAGGAAACUUUACUAAUUUAAAAUGUACGGGAAGGAAACUAGCGUAACGACGAACAAAAUAAUAAGAAACAGUAAAAAUUACCAUUUACGACUUCUCGAUUCGGUCUACAAUCAAAUUCCAGCCUUUACCGAUGUGUUUGACGAAGAAACUUGGUAUGUUUUCGUCAUUUGUUUUGUAGCAGGUACUUUUCUGAUAGCAUUUAUUCUUUCGAAAUACAUAACUAUAAUACCUGCUAAAUAA
Atta colombica is the source of this 241-nucleotide messenger RNA. RefSeq lists its product as uncharacterized. The transcript has a single exon. The record is from RefSeq and is a predicted model, not a curated record. NCBI's taxonomy places the organism in Eukaryota, Metazoa, Arthropoda, Insecta, Hymenoptera, Formicidae. The coding region runs from base 23 to 241 and encodes 72 amino acids.